This is a messenger RNA of Danio rerio (zebrafish), 425 nucleotides long. The record is from RefSeq and is a predicted model, not a curated record. Lineage: Eukaryota; Metazoa; Chordata; Actinopteri; Cypriniformes; Danionidae.
CUUUAAGAGUUUGUCGGUAGUUUGAGGAAAUAGGAAGUCAGUCUACAUUUACCACAAAGACGAAAAACUAAAGGCAUUUGUACGUGAUGGCAGGAAUAAAAGCUCUUGUUUCGUUAUCCUUUAGUGGUGCACUUGGACUGACAUUUCUCCUUUUGGGAUGUGCACUGGAACAGUUUGGACAGUAUUGGCCCAUGUUUGUUCUGAUAUUCUACAUCUUAUCACCUAUACCAAAUCUAAUAGCCAGGCGGCAUGCGGAUGACACUGAGUCAAGCAAUGCAUGCCGGGAACUUGCAUACUUUUUAACCACAGGUAUCGUGGUGUCAGCUUAUGGUCUCCCUGUUGUGCUGGCUCGAAAAGCUGUGGUAAGUAGGAGUUUAUGUCCCUCUUUAAAUAAAUUUUGGUUACUGUAAACUACUUGCAUGGCU